CACUUCCGGAUCUGUAACUGCGGGUCUGUAAUUGCGGUGACGUAAAGUGCUGCGGCUUUGCAAGUUGAUUGCGUUUCGUUUCAAGGGGAAAUGUGAGUGCGGCCACUUUAAGAAAGAAAAAAAAAAUAUUGUCUCCUCCACCCCUUUUUGAAUGUUGAGUGGCUCAGAACUGCAGGCGGACCUGACGCACUUUUAGUUUGUUUUUCCUUUUUAUCAGCAGGGAUUAGUAGUGCGGAUCUUCUCAUUUUGUGUCGGACGAACGAACAAAGAGCCUGGUACCCCAUCAUUAUGAAAGCCGUGCCCUGUGUUUUCGGAGGAUUAAUCCAGCUUUUGCUGGUAUUGGGCCUUGUUGGACUCGUAGCUGGAAAUUGUGGUACGCCUCCCUCUGUUACUAAUGCGGUUCCAAAGUUUGAUCUUAUGGGUGAUUACAGUGAUGGAUUCAAACUGUCAUAUGAAUGUAUACCUGGCUAUGUGAGAGAACAGGGAUCAUAUCAAAUCACGUGCUCUGGAAGUACCUGGUCUAGUCCAACUUUAAAAUGUAAAAGGAAAGAUUGUGGAAGUCCACCAGAACUUUUUAAUGGACAUUAUGAGACAAAUGAGGGAACAGAGUUUGGUGCAACUAUAACCGCUGUAUGCAGUGAAGGGUAUGUCCUUGGAGGCAGAGAUAACCGUUUAACUUGUGGUGCUGAUGGGAUGUGGUAUGGUGGCAGUCCAGUUUGUGAUCGUGUGAAAUGUCAAGACCCACCUGAGAUUGAAAAUGGGUCUCAUAACCCCGAGAAUGGUAUCGUUUCUGGAUCUGUUGUAACUUACAAGUGUAUUCCUGAACUUGAUCUAAUUGGAAUUGACAGGAUUGUGUGUGACAACAAUGGAGAGUACAAUAGUCAGCCACCAGAGUGCAAAAAGGUUAGCUGCGAUAACAUUAACGUAGUAAAUGGACAGAAGACAUCAGGAUUUGGUCCCUCAUAUAGAUACAAGAACUCCAUCACAUUCACUUGUAACAUGGGAUUCCAAUUAAAGGGACCAAGCACCAUAGUCUGUGAUGAAAAUAACAGAUGGAAACCUGAUCCUCCAACCUGUGUAAAGGAAAGCGAGGUUAGCUGCCCUAUUGUUAACGUAGAAAAUGGACAAAAGACAUCAGAAAGUAGUCCCCCAUAUAGAUACAAGAGCUCCAUCACAUUUACUUGUAACACGGGAUUUCAAUUAAAUGGACCAAGCACCAUAAUCUGUGAUGAAAAUGGCACAUGGAAACCUAAUCCUCCAAUUUGUGUAAAGGCAGGCGGAACAGUCAGUCCUCCAACCACUACUGCUUCUCCUUCUGGCAAUAAAACAGGUGUAAUUGUUGGAUCGAUUGUUGGGGGUAUAAUUGCAAUUGUCUUGCUCAUAGCAGUUGCAGUUGCUGUAAAAAAGUACAUUAUCAAAAAAAAUAGCUCGGCAAAGGAUAACAGGGUUCUCUAAGGAAGCCUGCAUCUGAAAGAAGUAUGACAGAGUGGCACUAAAGAGAGGCGAUGGAGGACUUCACAUCUUCCUCUUGAAUAAUUUUGCAUUCACAUUAAUUGAAUGAGGAGAAAAAAUCAUUCGUUUAAAAAGAAAAAAAAACAAAACAAAAGCUUUGCUUGAAAACUGCUGUUAAUAGUGGCUCUGGAGCAGUGGCUUGCCAACUUUACACUGAGGCUCUUGAGAGCAAGAAAUUGUCAUUCGCUUAAUUUGAAAUACCUAGUAGCAGUCAAGAUUUGAAAAGGCCACAUUUACUGCACAGAAGCUUCUCCUGCUUAACUAACUUCAAUUGUACUUGUCUGUCAAAAUGUCAUGUUUCACAACGCUAUGGCCUUUAUUCACUGUUUUCAUAAAAUGUAAUAAUCAAAACUGUACAGUAUAACCGUAAACUCUUGUCCUUCAAAGGAAACUCAUAAAAAGAAGAAAUAUUCACCAAUGCCUGGAAGUAACAUUAUCACACUGGUAGUAUACUUUGUCAGUGUUCUAAUCAGAAUUACGUUUCAUAUAGCAUCAAAUGAAUUUUUUUGCUUAAAAUAUAGUAUGGCAAACCUAAAACUGGAAAAAAAGUCUGACUUUCUACUUCCAUUGCUUACACAGUGGCAGUAAUUGGUAAAAGAAGUACAAUACAGACACAUUAUUUAUUGGCCUUUCCUAUUUUUAAGCACAUAAACUUCACAUAAAAUUGAGAGAUAGUAAUAGACAGAAACUGGUUUGUUGCCUAAUUACCAAGUUGAAGCGUAUUACACAGAGACGUAUUUUCAACAGAAUCUUAUAAAUGUUCUCGUCUUGUAGCAGAGGCUCCUUUGCAGUAAUUGUCAGCUUUGUUAAAAAAUGCACUUUAACCGUAUCAGACUGCUUGUUCAUGAUCCAUAGUUGCGUAAAUUUGAUAAUAUGCGAUAUUAGCAUCAAUUCAGUGACCUUCCCAAAACAAACACCUUAUUUGACAGUUGUCAGCAUUUAGUACAGCUUAUAAUUUGCAUUAUUUUAAUAGUUGUAGAUAUAAACUGGUCUUUCCUGCAUUACUGAUGGCAGACUUAAAAUAACUGGUCCAGCCAUUUCUUCAUAUUUUGUUUCAGCUUUUCCAGCAUAGGCUUGCAGAGAGCUGGAGCCGAUCCUCUCCGUGGUGGGUGAGCCACAGGACUAAGUGCUGGGUGGGAGUUCACUCGGAGAAACCCUUAUGGCCUCAUCAGCCUAAAUGGUUUUAGAACUGAUGACAGAUGCGUCAUUUUGUCUUCAGAUUUCAAUGGUGUGUGGAGGAAAAUCGGGUGAAUACCAGUAGAGCAUCAUAUGCAAAAAGUAGACCACCCAGGCAAUGUGCUGUCCAGUUGGCCCACUGUACUCUCAAACAGCAGAAUUUAGGAUUCUUAAUGGGGAUCUAAACCACAGACUUAUUUUGAUUGUAGGCAUUCGGACGUACUGUGAUGAAAAGCAAAGCACCAAAGGCUCAACCCGCGUGUAGGUUACUUUGUAUGACGCCACUUACAAGUAGCAGGAAGGUAGUAGGAGCUUAGCACCUUAAUGCUUGGGUGUCGUCGGCGUGAAGCAAAAGUUUAACUGCUGUGAUUGUAAAGUCACAUGUCUGGCAGGAUUGGAAGGCUGUGGCUUCUUUUUAUUUUGUGGCCACUUUUUUUUUUGUCUCUUAUGAUGAUUAUUUCCAUGACGUAAAUUAAUUUUGUGCUGAAAAAUGACCACAAUGGUUCUAAUUUUUACUGCACUUACGUAAUUUAUUUUAUACUUGCGUGAUUUUUCUUCUGUCUAAUGAAUAUUUUUGUCAUUAUUGUUUGCUGUUUCAUCUCAUGUUUAAAAUGUAGAUCAGAUCCUUGCUUUUUAUACAAU
Messenger RNA from Polypterus senegalus (gray bichir), 3330 nucleotides. RefSeq names its product membrane cofactor protein-like. Lineage: Eukaryota; Metazoa; Chordata; Cladistia; Polypteriformes; Polypteridae. The record is from RefSeq and is a predicted model, not a curated record. Bases 289 to 1455 code for a protein of 388 amino acids. The transcript is spliced from 12 exons.